GUCAGUCAGCGAGAGCGAGGGUUCCUAAAAAUCUACAUAAAUCCAAACCGGCAAAAAUAGUUUUGCUCAGUGAUUAGUUACUUAGUGAAUAAAAUGGAAUCUGAUGGUGAAAUAGAAUAUCUCGACGAAGAUGCCGAUAUUGUCCAGCAAUGUGUACAACCGCCACCUCCAUUUACAACUGAUAUAGUAGAAACGCCAAAAUUCGACGAGUCUGCUUCGAAUCAAACACCUCUUCUUGUUGAACGCAGAAAAUCUGAAAGAAAAAGAAAGAAGAAAGAGAAAACCGAGGAGCAUGAUUCAGAUUACAACCCUGAUGAGGAUAAUAUGCCGCCGAGUCCGCCCAGUCCACCAGCCACUAAGAAAAAGAAACCGUCAACACGAAAAUCGGCUCUUUACAAACCUUUGGUUACUAUAGUGAAAACAGUUGGUUCGCAGGCAAAGUCUAUAGUAAAAACACCUGAACAGGUGAUGUUGAAGCGCAAAGAUCUGGACAUACGGAUACCAGACUAUGACGACCCUCUAUGUUUACCAGUCAGAGCUGUAAGAAGUAUCGCAACUGAUAUGGAUAGAUUGAAAAAAUGGAAUAACGCAUGCAUUGAGCAUUUGAAACACAGUGACAAUUUAUUAAAGCCAGAAAGAGGCCAAACCAAGAGCUCUACUCGGAGUGUUGUGCUAAAAAACAUGAUUCACAAGGAUUCUGGUCGGUCUGAGACUGUAAUAUGGACGAAAACUUCUGUUGUCAACAGGGAGGGUGCGAGGAAGUCAGAAUUAUUCCAAUGUGUGCUACCUAAAUUCCGAGAAAAGAACACCCUUGACCCAAUAAACAUUGUCAAUGAUAAGAAGAAGAAGUUUCAUCACAAGAACGAAGUUGUAUUGACUAAGGAAGAGCAUAAGGGCUGUGAUGUCUUGGUUGCAUACAAUAGCCACGAUACACUUUCCGCAGUAUAUAAAUUUGAUAAUGCAGAAAGAGUUGAUCGGGACAGAAGUCCUGAGCGUUGCCUUCGCGAGGUGGCGAGCUGCCGCGUGUGCGCGCCCUGCUACCAGGCCUCCUGGAGGGGCACCAAGACCAGGGCUGAUAAGAAAAAGUUGCUCUGCCCCAUAUGCCGUCGCGUCGCAAUAAGCGUGUACAACCUCCUGAGGCACGUGCGCUCUCAUUCCGACGCCGAAGUGAGACAACACAAGCGUGCCCUCUCGCGAGCUCUCGCACAGGUGGUGGACUAUCAUUACAACUGUCGGAUAUGUCAAAAGAAGCUGCAAAGUAUCAAGGAUUUGAGGGAACACGUGCGCACGCACAAAGGUACUACAACUUUCAAAUGCGAAAUCGGCAAUCACACAACCACCUGAUUGCGUUGUUUGUAAUAUUAAGAUAUUUUGAUAA
Chilo suppressalis (striped riceborer) is the source of this 1378-nucleotide messenger RNA. Lineage: Eukaryota; Metazoa; Arthropoda; Insecta; Lepidoptera; Crambidae. The record is from the annotation of a GenBank genome assembly.